CAGUGCCAAAUGAAAGUAGGCGCUGUGGCAGGUUCUCCAGCGCAGGAAUAGAUUUUCUCCAGCGCGGUUGAAAGCGAGGUCCCGGCUCAGCUGUCACACUCUAGGAAAACGAUGCGGGGCCGAGGACCGGGCCCUGCGUCCAUCUGGCCGUUCCUUCUCCUCCGCGCGGUUCUAGGGAGUCCCGGAGGCCCAGGUUCCGUGUGGCACAAGGACCCCAAUUCCAGCCCGGUGGACGAAACGCAGGUGUUUCUGUAUGACACUUUCCCAGCCAACUUUCUCUGGGGCGUGGGGACUGGCGCCUUCCCUGUGGAAGGGAGCUGGAGCGAGGAUGGGAAAGGGCCGUCCAUCUGGGACCGCUUCGUCCACUCCGACCUCGAUGGCGGCAGCAGGCUAGGAGGCUCCAGCGACAGCUACAUCUUUCUGGACAAAGACCUGUCCGCCCUGGACUUUCUGGGGGUUUCUCUCUAUCAGUUUUCAAUUUCCUGGCCGAGACUGUUCCCGGACGGGACGGCUUCGACGGUCAACGAGAGGGGCCUCCGGUACUAUGACGCUCUCCUGGAUUCUCUGGUGCGGAGAAACAUCGAACCUCUGGUGACCCUCUACCACUGGGACAUGCCUCUCGUCCUCCAAGAAGCCUAUGGCGGGUGGAAGAACGAAUCUGUGAUCGAGCUCUUCAACGACUACGCGACUUACUGUUUCCGAACGUUCGGGGACCGUGUGAGGUACUGGAUUACGAUUCACAACCCGUAUCUGGUCGCCUGGCACGGCUACGGCACGGGGAUACACGCUCCUGGAGAGAAAGGGAACCUAACCGCCGUCUACACCGUGGGCCACAAUCUCAUCAAGGCCCACGCUAAAGUCUGGCACAACUACAACACAAACUUUCGGCCACACCAGAAGGGCUUGUUAUCGAUCACCUUGGGUUCCCACUGGAUCGAACCCAACAGGUCAGACAACGGUCCGGACAUCGCCAAGUGUCGGCAGUCCAUGGCGGCGGUACUGGGCUGGUUCGCGGAGCCCAUCCACGGGAGCGGAGACUACCCCCGGGAAAUAAAGACGAGAUUCCCCUCACGCCUGCCCCGCUUCUCCACCGCCGAGAAGGACGGGGUGAGAGGGACGGCCGACUUCUUCGCCUUCUCCUUCGGGCCCAACAAUUUCAAGCCGGUGCAGACCAUGGUCACGAUGGGGCAGACCGUCUCCCUGAACCUGAGGGACGCGCUGAACUGGAUUAAGCUGGAAUACCGCAACCCCCGCAUCCUCAUCACCGAGAACGGCUGGUUCACCGACAGUCACGUGGAGACCGAAGACACCACGGCCAUCUACAUGAUGAAGAAUUUCCUCAACAAGGUGCUUCAAGCAAUCAAACACGACGCCAUCCGGGUGUUUGGCUACACGGCCUGGUCCCUGCUGGACGGCUUCGAGUGGCAGGACGGCUACAGCACAAGGAGGGGUUUGUUCUAUGUGGAUUUCGGCAGCCGGAAAAAGGAGAGGAAGCCGAAAUCCUCCGCCCACUACUACCGACAGAUCAUCCACGACCACGGCUUCGUGCUCGAGGAGUCCCCGGCCGGUGAACCGGGCCCGCCGCCCUGCGACUUCUCCUGGGGGGUCACCGAGUCCGUCCUCAAGGCCGAGGCGGGGGCCUCCUCCCCGCAGUUCCACGACCCGCGCCUGUACCUGUGGAACGUCACAGGGGACGGGCUGCUGAGCCCAGUGCCCGGUGUGACCCUGAAGACCCGGCCGGCCCAGUGCACGGACUUCGUCAGCAUCAAGACCCAGCUGGCCCUGCUGGCGCGGACCAAGGUGACCCACUACAGGUUCGCCCUGGACUGGUCCCGGAUCGUCCCGGGCGGGCGGGCGGGCGAGGCCGACCGGCAGGCCCUCCGCUACUACCGCUGCGUGCUCCGCGAGGCCCUGCGCCUCAACGUUUCCUGCAUGGUCACCCUGUACCACCCGACGCGGGCCGCCGUGGGCCUCCCCGCGCCCCUGCAGCGGGCGGGGGGCUGGCUGAGCCCGGCCACCCCCCGGGCCUUCCGCGACUACGCCGAGCUGUGCUUCCGCCAGCUCGGAGACCUGGUCAAGCUCUGGAUCACCAUCAACGAGCCCAACAGGCUGAGCGAGGUGUACGCCGGCAGCGGCAACGCCACUUACCGCGCGGCCCACCACCUGCUCCUGGCCCACGCCCUGGCCUGGCGGGCCUACGACGGGCGCUUCCGGCCCACCCAGCGUGGGGCCGUGUCCCUGGCCCUGCACUCCGACUGGGCCGAGCCGGCCAACCCCUUCGCCGCCUCGCACCGGGCGGCGGCCGAGCGGCUCCUCCAGUUCGAGGUGGCCUGGUUCGCCGACCCCAUCUUCGGGCCGGGCGACUACCCGGCGGCCAUGAGGGAGUACAUCGCCGCCAAGGCCCGGCGCGGCCUGUCCGGCUCGGCCCUGCCCCGUUUCACGGAGGAGGAGAGGCGGCUGGUCAGAGGGGCGGCCGACUUCUACGCCCUGAACCACUUCACCACCAGGUUCGUGGCCCCCGAGCCUCAGAACGGCAGCCACUACGCCCUGGACCGGGACGUGCGGUUCCUCCAGGACAUCACCUGCCCCAGCUCCCCCGCCGGGCUGGCCGUGCUGCCCCUCGGCCAGCGCAAGAUCCUCAACUGGGUCCGCCACAACUACGGCGACGUGCCCAUCUACGUCACCGCCAACGGGGUGGACGACCCGGACCCGCUAGACGACCGGCUCCGCAAGUACUACCUGGACCGCUACACCCGGGAGGUUCUCAAAGCAUCCCAGAUUGACAAAAUCAACGUUAAAGGUUACUACGCAUUUAAACUGACGGAAGAAAAAUCUAAACCCAGAUUUGGAUUCUUCACCCCAGACUUCAAAGCAAAGUCCUCAAUCCAGUUUUACAACAAGCUGAUCGGCAGGAGGGACCAGCCGGAGGCAGGGUGCGGACCUUCUCCCCCGGGCCCCGAGUGUGCCUUCUGCUCUUUCCUUGGCCAGAGGAAGUCGCUGAUAUUCUUUGGGUGCUGUCUGAUUUUUUCUACCCUGAUCCUGUUGCUAACCAUUAUCACAUUCCACAAGAGGAAGAGAAGGAAACCGUUCCGCGCCCAAAGCCGGCAUUUCGCCCCCGUGCCCAGGAAGCUCCUCCCGCAGAGAGUUCUGAGCUGAGUGGGUCCAACGAGGGUGAGGACGGUUCAGGAUGGAUGUCAGGCCGGGCCCCUCCCGGACAGCCCAGACAGCGACUGCCCACCUUGAGGCAAGUUGGGAAACUGUUGUUACCAAGGCUUGGGGCUGACCUGGACGCUUGCUCCUAAAAACCGAGGUCGAGUCUCCCACUGACCAGAAACUCAAUUUUUCACUGGCUCAAAGCAGGGAGAUGGACGGACCCUAAGCCCUGUUCUCCCUCUGUGACGGUCGGGGCAGGUGUGGACAGGCCAGCACCCGACAGGGCAGGGCCUUAGCUGGGUCCUUCUGAAAGAGAACCCACCU
Ornithorhynchus anatinus (platypus) is the source of this 3477-nucleotide messenger RNA. RefSeq names its product klotho beta (gene KLB). Bases 112 to 3156 code for a protein of 1014 amino acids. Lineage: Eukaryota; Metazoa; Chordata; Mammalia; Monotremata; Ornithorhynchidae. Gene Ontology annotation, molecular function: fibroblast growth factor binding; fibroblast growth factor receptor binding; hydrolase activity, hydrolyzing O-glycosyl compounds. Gene Ontology annotation, biological process: carbohydrate metabolic process; fibroblast growth factor receptor signaling pathway. The transcript is spliced from 5 exons. The record is from RefSeq and is a predicted model, not a curated record.